Messenger RNA from Protobothrops mucrosquamatus (brown spotted pit viper), 622 nucleotides. It is a transcript of the gene OIP5, whose product is annotated as Opa interacting protein 5. The record is from RefSeq and is a predicted model, not a curated record. Bases 1 to 570 code for a protein of 189 amino acids. The transcript is spliced from 4 exons. Gene Ontology annotation, cellular component: chromosome, centromeric region; nucleus; chromatin. Gene Ontology annotation, biological process: chromosome segregation; CENP-A containing chromatin assembly. NCBI's taxonomy places the organism in Eukaryota, Metazoa, Chordata, Lepidosauria, Squamata, Viperidae.
AUGUCUGUACGGAAAAAACUUCGGCUUCUGUUUGAGGAGCCCCAGGUGGGCGGCACGAUCACAGUAGAGCGGGCAGGACCCGAGACGCGGCCCGGCUGCCAAGUCCAGCGAAGCCCAGCGAAGUGGGAGAGCCGCGGGGAGCGAGUUCCGGGCGCUCGGGGACUCAGGCUGGAAGACUGCGUUGUCUAUCAGUGCGGGCGCUGCCGGGUCGUAUUAGGAGACUCGCUCCACUUGUGCGCGCAGGAGGAGAAACUCCGCCUUUUUGUUUGUUUCAAGGUCACAAAAGAUGUUGUUGUGGAAGACAACUUGAUGGUCUGUGUUGAAGGAGACCUCAUUGGUUGUUACUUGCUACAAACUACCGCUACAGUAGAAGCUUCAGAAGUAACCUGUCCUGUUGUGAGCCUAAAGGAACAUGUAGAGAAAUUAAAAGAGAGUCUUAUAAAAGUUCACGUGCGCAUGGACUUGCUAAUUAAGAAACUAGAAGAAUUCAAUCAACAAAAGAUUACAUCCGAAAAGGAGAACUGUAAAGGAAGACCGUAUGAAUGUACAAAUAUAAAGCUGAACGAUUAACUUUUUAGAGUUACCUAUCUCAACUAAUUGUUUUUACAAUUACUUGUGUUUG